This is a messenger RNA of Acanthocheilonema viteae, 1239 nucleotides long. NCBI's taxonomy places the organism in Eukaryota, Metazoa, Nematoda, Chromadorea, Rhabditida, Onchocercidae. The record is from the annotation of a GenBank genome assembly.
AUGUGCGACAUGAGCGAUACGAGAAAAUCACGACGGAAGCAAUGCACUCCUUCCCGUCAUUGUAAUGCCACCGGUACAGCUAUUGUAACUUCAAUUCCUGAUGAUAACAAUGAUACGAUCAUUGAGAGUGAUCAUUUGAUCAUUAAUGAAGCAGCAAUGCUACAACAAAGACGAAAAAGUGGUCAGGAAGAGAGUGAUAGCGCAGGUUUGCCUGAAUGCGAGCAAUAUUUGCAACAAUCGAGUACGGACCCAAUACAACGAUUAUCUCCCUCCACAGCAUCUUCAACAUCAUCUUUAUCAACAUCUAUUGAUAGCAAUAGCUUAUCAUUUGAUGCUUAUCGUAAAGAAAUGCUUACCGAUCAAUGCAUCAAUCCGAUGCAUGCAUUAUAUCUUCCCGUUGCAUUCCAUAAUCAUUCUGUGAACAGUGUUCAGAUAUUGGGUUAUCCGCAAAUGUUAAUUCCAGUAGCUGUACAUCCUCAUGCCCAAAAUAUUCUUAAACCGUGUUUGCUUAUCGAUGAAUUUAUGGCUCGCAAUAUCACAAUUCCAAAUCAGAUCUGUUUUGGUGAGACACGAUGUCUUCUGAGUGUCACCACCAUGCAACAACAGCCUUAUUCACAAAAUCCAUCAACAUCCGGCACUGUUUUUCAUAAAAAUAAUAAGAAAAGGAAAGGAACGAUAUCGAAUGGUAUUAAAAAAAAGCAUAAAUCAUCCAAUGAUUUAAAACCAUUAGAUUUAACAGUACGCAUUAAACAGUUUCGACGAAAUACUCAUAGCAGUAGCAGUAAUUGUGAUAGCACUGAAGAAGAUAAUUCUACAGGUGAAAAAUUGAUACCAUCCGAACCGGAUAAAAAAUAUCGAUGUGAUUGUGGUAUUUCAUUCAGUAGUGAAAUAACAUUGAAUGGACAUAAAAAAUAUUACUGUCACAAUAAUGCUAAUCAAACAGCGCAAUUUCGAGAACCACAAAGAAAAAUAGCUUAUCAUUGUCAACAAUGUGACUUCCUACCAGUAAGCGCUAGUCAAUUAGCUCAACAUAUUCGGGUAAAUCAUGCUGCAAUCCAAGCUUAUGUUUGUCAAAUUUGUGGUUACAAAGGUUAUUCACAACGAGGCAUUCGAUCACAUCUCAGGACUCAUACGGAAUAUGCGGAUGAAAAACCGGAAGAUUUAAUCAACUCACACGUUCAUUUCAUAACUGCAGAAACAAAAUCAGCACAAUGUAGCAAUUGUUACAAGAAUAAAUGA